Molecule: messenger RNA, 357 nt
Organism: Entamoeba invadens IP1
Lineage: Eukaryota; Evosea; Mastigamoebida; Endamoebidae
Exons: 1
Coding region: 1-357 (118 amino acids)
Source: RefSeq, a predicted model, not a curated record
AUGUCGUGGAUAAACGAGUCACCAUGCCUGAAUGCUGAUACGGUCAAUAUUUAUAUCAACACAACCGGGUCCGAGUUUGUCAAAGGACAAUACCAAACAACUGUUAUGGGUGAUGGAAAAGUCGUCAUCAAUACAACCAAUAAACCAACUGCUCAGCCCUCCAUUACCCCAAAAACCACUGCAGUUCAACCCACCGAAAAGCAAACAACCGCUAAUAUCACAAAGUGCAUUUACGACCUUUCGGAAGCUAUCAAGCGCAUGCGCGCACUUGACGAAAGGACAUCUAAGAUGAUUGCGGACAAACUUGCACAAUGCAAACAAUACAACGCUCAAAUACCAGCCAACGUUACGAUUUGA